Messenger RNA from Penicillium riverlandense, 636 nucleotides. Its product is annotated as Glucose-methanol-choline oxidoreductase N-terminal. The transcript has a single exon. Lineage: Eukaryota; Fungi; Ascomycota; Eurotiomycetes; Eurotiales; Aspergillaceae. Bases 1 to 636 code for a protein of 211 amino acids. The record is from RefSeq and is a predicted model, not a curated record.
AUGCCACGUUCUCAACGAUCAUCACCCCCCUCGUCCCACGUCUCCAUUUUGUCGCCCUCGCCCACCUUUAAGGUCCAUAUCAUCUCCCCUAAAGCGUCCGUAACGGAGCACCAACUCCAUAUCAGCUACGAUGACUGCUACAUCAGACUCCCGAAUUCAGCCGUCGAAUCUCAGCUCCAAGAAUGGAGAACGUCUUCCAGAGCCACUCUGCUGGAUCAGUUAUCGGCCCUGGAUGCCAGAGAAUAUGAAGCGCUAGUUGCUACGACGAACCGCAUUGACUCGAGCACAUUCACGGAGGAUGAAAAAGAAACCCUAGAGUGGGUCCAGUUCGGCGAAUACCGUACUCUCAUUGAAGGCAUUGAGCAGGUCAAGGCCAGGAACAUAACGAUGAUCAUGAGUGGGUUGUAUGGGCCGACUUCCCGGUUCGAAAAGAAAGAAACAAAACAGGAAUUGGCGGAAAUUCGGGGGACAACGUGGAUCAGGGUAAGGCGCAAUGAGCUCGACCUAGUUAUAAUUAUGGCUGAGACGGUUGAGCAGGUCCAUCGCCAGCAUAUCACUCCUUCAACCUUGGCAGCAUAUGGACUGCCGUGGGAUUGGGAUGAGGUACUAUCUAAGUCGUGCAUGCACGCAUCCUGA